AUGUUCAACAUUUUUUUGGAUGUACCCACAGAUUUUCCCAGUGGAUGUUCGACGCAUUGCUACAAGAUUAUUGAUGGUUCUUGUAGCGAAUCAGGGUUAAAAUCAAUAUUUUUAGAACAACUGUCCAAUCAUGGGCUUGGAAUUUUAGCUUCCACGGAAAAUGACGAUUUGCAAAAACUCGCGGGAAUAGCAGACAAAAUUGUCGAUGCGUCAGAGCCGAAUAAAUCAUUGGAUAAAAAGAUUGAUCGAUUGGCUUCUAAAAUUGAGCUUUUGAGUUCGGGAAAAUAUCGUUCGCCUUUAACUUCUCGUUCCAAUUUUAAAGUUAACGAAACGCGUUCUCAUUCAAGUUCCAAUUCUAGAGUCAACGAGAAUAUAGGCAAAAUAAAUCGGAUUUGUGCUGGAAGCAUAAACAGUAUGACGAUAAAGCAAAUUCAUGCAAAAAGCUAUGUUCUUGGCAGAGUUACACAUUUUCAGAAAACUAGUUGGAACCGACAUUGGGGAGUUGAAUGUUCGGGUUCCUAUUAUUCCGAAAAAAAAUUCUUGAUUGACACUAGUGCAGACAUCUUACUUCUGCCCUCUGUCAAAAAUUCGGAGAAGCGUCCAAAGAGUUUUAAACUGUUUUCAACCAGCAACUCUGAUAUUGAUACUUUUGGAGGAACCAUCCUUUCCCUCGAUUUAGGGUUCCGUCGUCCAAUUGUCUGGAAUUUUUGUAUUGCUGCUGUUCCCUAUCCUAUAAUAGGAGCUAAUCUGCUUGAUGAUUAUCGUCUUCUUGUAGAUAGUCACGAGAAAAGAAUAAUAAACCCGUUAACUAACAUUAGCUCUUACGGGAAUAUUGUUGAUGUCGAUCAAUCUAUGAUUUGCGCUUUUCUGUUAAUUUCGCGAUUUUCACAGAUCCUAUCAGAAUGCAGAAAGCUAACCGGACUUGAACGAUAUAUCCCUUUAGAUUCCAGAAAGGUUUUUUAUCAUAUCGUCACUAACGGGAUGCCUGUCUCAGAACGCCCUCGACGUUUUCCUCCUGAAAAGCUCAAGGCUGCCAAAGCAGAAUUCAAAAAGCUUUGUGAAAUCGGAGCAUGCAGACCCUCGGAGAGUCCAUGGGCAACUCCCAUACAGUUGGCUAGCAGAAAGGAAGGGGACUGGAGAGUUUGCGGUGACUAUCGUCGCCUUAAAGCAAUAACUACUCCGCACAUAAACCCGGUUCCACAUAUGCACGAUUUUUCAGCUAAUUUAUACGGAAAGAAGAUUUUUUCCUCUAUUGAUUUAAAAAGGGCUGUUCGGCAAAUUCGUCUCACUCCGGAAGACAUCCCAAAAACAGCGGUGAUUACGCCGUUCGGAUUGUAUGAAUUUACACGCAUGACGGUUGGUCUGCGAAAUGCAGCCCAAUGUUUUCAACGUUAUGUAGACAGUUUUUUGUCAGAUAUUGGCUAUGAUUUCAUCCUUAUAGAUGAUAACGUCAUCGCAUCCUCAUCACCGGAGGAGCAUGAGAACCACCUGUGCGUAGUCUUCGAGAGACUUAAAAAAGCUGGCCUUCGAAUCAAUCCAUCUAAAUGCACUUUCGGCGUUUCAGAAUUGACUUUCCUCGGACACAUCAUUUUGGGUGACGGCAUUAAACCAACACUCAAGAAGGUAAGGGCUAUCGUCGAUUUUCCUAAGCCUAAAACAGUGGUUGAUUUGCGCAGGUUCCUGGUGAUGAUAUAG
Molecule: messenger RNA, 1695 nt
Organism: Belonocnema kinseyi
Lineage: Eukaryota; Metazoa; Arthropoda; Insecta; Hymenoptera; Cynipidae
Exons: 2
Coding region: 1-1695 (564 amino acids)
Source: RefSeq, a predicted model, not a curated record